AUGGCGAGGCGAAAACCGGGGAGGGGAGGGGGGGAAAGGGGGAGAAGGGGGGUUGCCCGGGCCGCGCUCCCGCGGCAGCGUCGGGUCCCAGCGAAAUGCGCCCGCCCGGUCGCUGUCACUGCUCGUUCACCGGGGAGAGUCUCGGCUCCACCAUUCAACCCACGGGCAGCAGCAGCAGCAGCAGGAGGAGGAGGAAACAACAACUCGCAGCCGCCCGCCGCCAACGCCGCCGCCGUCGCCAGCCAGCGCGAGCGAUCCCCGCCGCUGCCUGGAGGGGGCGGCCAGGCAGGGCAGGAAGGGGGGAGCCGGACUCUCCUGACCCCGGCUACCGCCCCGCUGCCGCGGCGGCCCCCAGCGCUGUCCGGCGCUGGAGGGGAGAGAGGGGCGAGCGCUACGCGUUUAUUAGCGGGAAGGCGGGCGGGCUGUGGCAGAAGAUGUCGGCGGGGUGGGCGGGAAGGCGGCGGGCGGGCGGCUGAAAGGCGCUUUCUCUGCGCUGUGCCGGAGCGCGGAGGGAUACGACGCACGGGGAGGAGGAGGGGCUGCGGCGGCGGGGCCGCGGCGACUCGCGGCGGCGGCGCUGGAAGUUCCCGAGUUCCAGCGUCGCAAGAAUGGGAAGCGAGCGAAGCCAAAAUGCCCCCGGGGAGCGCGGCCCCGAUGGGGAGGCCCGGCACUUCCACACCCCCGGCCCGCGGCUCCCCCGUAGCCCAGCCCGCUCCCUCAGAGCCAGCCAGGGACCUCGGGGCGCUGCCAGGGGCUUUGGCAUCUGCGCGAGCGAUGGGCAAAAGGAGGAGUGUUGUCAACGCGAGGACGAGCGAUGGAUGGUGAUGCCUGCAACCUAUGGCUGAACUGGAGGUAAAUCACUAGCGGAUCGAUAACCUACCGAAGGUUCCUGAAAGGCUGCAACAUUGUACGGACCCCGGCUAACGGUUAAAUAAUUGUUUUAUUUCAUGUUUGCUACCUUGCUACCUUGAGGAUACUGAAUAAAACCUUCUGGUUUGUCCUGUAACUGUUUCUUUGCUGCUUACAGUCAAAAGAAAAUAAAAACAAAGCCGGUGUCCGCUGAUAAUCAGCUUUUUUUAAAAAAUCCAUAUCUGAUGAGGGAUUUAAAGGAGCAUGAUUCGUUGUCUUUAUGUUUUGCAACGUGUCUGUGCUUUUUCUUGUCGAGUUGGGGCCUUGCAAGAACGAAUGUAUUUGUGGACAAUAAAAAUUAAUAUAGCAGAGAUCAAUGUAAACAGGGCAAGUUAUAAUUUUAAAAUAUUUCUUUAGCCCCAGUUAUUAACUGAUGCAACUUGUGAAGCAAAGACAAAAGUAUAUUUGAAAUUGUACAGAAACUAGACAAAGAACUAUUUUUUUUCCUGUACAUAAAAUCCCCUGAAAUUCUCAACUAUCUAACUUUCAACAAAAUUAAAUUUGAACAACGUUUCUGUGCAGCUUAGGGUAACCAGCACUGAGCAUUUUUAUACGUGUUUCCAAGGCCUGCAAGCUCAGUGUACGAGCUCGAGCUUUGUGCUUGACAUGGUGAGAAAGCUUCGCUGCAAUCACCCUUCUGCUUUAUUAAAGAAAUGUUAUCCUGAAAGGUUAAAGAAAGGUGGCUAAAACAUCACUUAUUUCCAUUGUCUUAUUACAAAAGCUAUAAUUAUAUAGUGGAUGUCUAGAUGCUGUGCAUUUUUUAUAUACAAUUAUCACAUGUACUAAAAAAUCAUUAAAAUCCUAAUCUAGAAUUUGUUAUCAUUAAGGUAAAUUAUUUUGUAGGAUAAAUUCUUUUUUUAAUAAAAAGAAAAGCAAGACUGUAUGUACUAGAUUUGAUCACUGUAUCUGUAGCUAUGAUCACUAUAUAUUUAAAAAUGUACAUGUAUCUCCCUUUCCCCAGAUUUGUUAUAAUAACCACUCUGUUUCAGCUUCAUUUUAAAUCCACACUUCAAAUAAUCAAAAAGGAAAUGGAAUAAUAUUUAAUGUCUAAUAAAGAUUUUAAAAAUAAA
Onychostruthus taczanowskii (white-rumped snowfinch) is the source of this 1979-nucleotide messenger RNA. Its product is annotated as translation initiation factor IF-2-like. The transcript is spliced from 3 exons. The record is from RefSeq and is a predicted model, not a curated record. NCBI's taxonomy places the organism in Eukaryota, Metazoa, Chordata, Aves, Passeriformes, Passeridae. Bases 1 to 825 code for a protein of 274 amino acids.